Messenger RNA from Aphanomyces invadans, 2273 nucleotides. RefSeq lists its product as hypothetical. Bases 32 to 2170 code for a protein of 712 amino acids. The transcript is spliced from 13 exons. Lineage: Eukaryota; Oomycota; Saprolegniomycetes; Saprolegniales; Verrucalvaceae. Gene Ontology annotation, cellular component: cytoplasm. The record is from RefSeq and is a predicted model, not a curated record.
GCUACACCAACUUUAGCAAUUGCACCGAAGCAUGGAAAUCCGCCAAGCCGAAAUCACCGACCCCGCGAUCCCGUCCAUUGCCCUUGGCACGGAGGGUGUGCCGUAUCCUGUGCCAGGAGAAGUGGCGCAGAUCGAGGCCAACAAGCAAAUGGCCCGAGCUGCCGCCGAGAAGGAGCGGCAGCGCCGCACCGACGAAGUUCGCAGCCUCGAGAGCGAAAGCGCCAUAGCCCGCGAAAUCAACAUCGAAUACGCCAUUGCAGCGAUGGAAACGGAGCGCACGCGGCGCGUGAGCCAACACAACCUUGCUAUCGUGCACAACCAACUCGUUCGGGAGAAUUCGAAGAAGGAAGUCGCGCGACUCGUUGAAGACGAGCGCGGGCGUCGCAUGAGCCAAAGCAGCAUGGCGGCUGUGCACGAUGAAAUUCAUCGCGAACAAGCCAAGCAGGUCGCUGUGGUGCAAAUGGAACAAGAACGCUCUCGUCGAAUGAGCGAAGGCACGAUCGCCAACGUGCACAACGAGCUGCUCCGCGCUCAAUCGAAGCGUGCAGUCGUUGUGGCUAUGGAAGCCGAGCGCGCUCGUCGCAUGAGCCAUGACGCGAUUGCCGAGGUGCACUGUGAUCUCUUGCGACGCAAUUCCAUCGACAAGGUCGUGCAGCUCGCCGAAGGCGAGCGCAGUCGACGCGUCCAAGAGCACGGGGAUCAAGUGGCUGCGGACGAACUCGCUCGGGCGGCGGGCCAAGCUGCCGCAGUCGAAGCUGCCGAGUCCGAACGCAUCCGGCGUUUGAGUUCUCUGGAGCAUGUCGCCACGAUGGCGGGUAUUUCCGCAGUCGAAGGAAGCGUUGCGCCGGUGGAUGUAGCGAAGUCCAGUCAAGAAGAGUCAUUGUCUGAGCUGCCAGUCGCGUCAACCGCUCCCGACGUCGAGAAACUGGCGCUGCGCGGUACACCCGUGUGCGAAUACCUUUUGGUGGAUCACGACGCUCUAGAUCUGCGCGAGACGUUGGCGGAUGUCUUGCCUGCGCUCCCCGCGAACUGCGAUGCGUCCAAGCUCCAGACCAUCCGUCUGCUGCGAUUCUUGCGCGGUCACAAAGGCAACGUCGAUGCUGCGGCGGCCAAGUACCGAGCGAACGUCGACUUGCGCCAAAAGUACAACCUCGACACGAUUCGCGACAAUAUCGUGCUGGGCCGCAUGACCGUACAAGAUUUUCCCCACUACGAGAAGAUACGGCGCUACGUGCCCGCGGUGACUGCCUAUGACAUCGAGGACGACAGCCACAACGUGCUGGCUUUCGAAAAGGUCGGGGCCGUCGACGUCCAUGGUCUCAUGGUGAACGUGUCGGAGGCCGAGUGGCUCACGUUUGCCCUGCACGAGCUGGAGCUGAGGGCGCUGACGCUCGACCAGCGGAGCCUCGAGCAUAGGACGCUCGUUUGCGUCACGGUCCUCCGCGACUUGGAUGGGUUCUCGCUCACCCGAUUAACGCGGCCAGCGCUGGCGCGGCUUCAGCGCACAGUGUCCCUCGCCUCGACGUGCUACCCAGAAUCUGUGCACAAGAGCGUCUUUGUCAACACCCCCUGGGUGUUCUAUACGGCAUGGAAAGGCAUCCAGCUAUGGCUCGACGACGCCCAGCGGCAGAAAACGGUCUUCUUGACGCGUGGCGAUGCCUCUGGUGCCCUGGAUGUGAUCUGCCCGCCCGCCAAACGCCCGCUUCUUUUUGGGGGCACCAACGAACGGAUCGAUCUCCGACCCACGGGGCUUCUCGGAAAAGACUCGUACGCGUUGCUCCGUGAGAAUGGCGCGACAGAAGCGGACAUUCGACCGCGAGAUGUGCUCACCGUGCCAUUUCGCAUGAACGCCAACGACACGCUGUGUUGGGAGUUUUGUGUGGCGCAGUACGACGUCGACUUUCUCGUCAAGUUUCGCACCCAGGGCGAUGGCGGCGCCGUGGAGCAGAGCGUCGAGGGAUGGGACAAAGCUCGCUUUGUGCACGGACAGGUGGAGGCCGCGAGCUGGACCGCGCCGUCCGCGGGCGUCGCCGUGCUUUGCUGGGACAACUCGUUUUCGUGGACCCGCGGCAAGACGCUGUGCUACAAGGCGAGUGUGGCCAAGCCGUCCAUCGUCAUGAACGACAUGUCGGACGAUGCGAUGGACUUAUCUGGCCACACGUCGCUCUGACGCAUCCCCAGCCAUCCAUUUGUCAUGCCAGUCCUGGCACAAUACAGCGUCGAGUAAAUUGUGCUGAAAUGCAGUAGUGUACUCAACCAAGCGCCUGUGCAAA